AUGGUGUCUGACCCAGAUGAAGUCUUCAUCCCUCCUGCGGACAAUGAGGAGAUGACGGAAGCCCUUCCAUCCAUCCCUCCCCCCACCACUCUGCCUAUGGCAGAACCUGUGCCUGUGGUACUCCCCAUACCUGCUGCAGUGGUCCAGAUGGUUGCGUCUGCCCCUGCCCCUCCUUCUAGUGUCUCUGACACUCUAUGUCCAUUGGUCAUUCACGCAACCAACACGCCAUCCUCUGCCCCCAUACAGGGUGAGGGCUCUGGCACCCCAGCAACCAUUUUGGCUGCCCCAGGGCCUCCUGCUCCCCUUCCUUGGGACAGGGCCCAUAAUGACAAUACUGCCUCCGGCAGCUAUCAACAUCAUGCCCAUCAGGAUGUCCAAGGAUGA
Dacryopinax primogenitus is the source of this 384-nucleotide messenger RNA. RefSeq lists its product as uncharacterized. The record is from RefSeq and is a predicted model, not a curated record. The coding region runs from base 1 to 384 and encodes 127 amino acids. NCBI's taxonomy places the organism in Eukaryota, Fungi, Basidiomycota, Dacrymycetes, Dacrymycetales, Dacrymycetaceae. The transcript has 2 exons.